UCCCUGUCGAAGAAUGGGAAACACGUUAGCUUUGGAUCUUGUUCAGCAAUGUGAAAAUAUAGUCAGUAGUACAGAAGGAUUGUCUGAAGCAAAUGAAACGCAACAGGAAACGAAUCACUGUGAAGACAAGAGACUUUUAGCUGAAGAGGAUUACGAGGAUCAAAGAGAAAGAAAGGUGAGACGCCUUGAUUCCAACGAGCAAGUUGUUACUACACAAGUUGAUUUCGAAGCUGAUUUAAGCCACUAUGAGGUAUCAGAUAUAUGGUCAAAGAGUGCCGAAGAGCGACUUGAAUCAGGUGACGCUCCUGUGUUUCCUGACCAUUUAUGUUAUACUUUGAAGACAGAAGAAGGUUCUACACUGGUUAUCAACAGAGAACGAAGGCUUGUUUUCUACGACCGAUGUUUAUCGGGAUCUUUUCCUUAUCCAGACAAAGCAAUUUUAGAUGGCGCGAGCUUGAAGCCAAGGUCUUUUCACUUUGAUAUUAAUGAGGAACGGAAUUAUCUCUCGAAGGAGUUGCAGAGAUGCCUUCGUAAAAGGCAGUACUAUUUCGAUUUUGCAGAGAGAGACCGACAAAGUCUCUUACGCGAAGGCUGCAGUUUUCGGGACUCGAGAAACAUAGACUUGGAAGGGAAGCUUUAUUUGGCGCCACUUACCACUUUGGGGAAUCUACCCUUUCGUAGAAUCUGCAAACAUUAUGGAGCUGAUAUUACUUGUGGAGAAAUGGCUUUAUCUGCUAACCUCUUACAGGGCCAACAGUCAGAGUGGGCUUUAUUGCGUCGUCAUAGAGAAGAAGACUUGUUUGGUAUACAGAUAGCGGGUUCGAAGCCAGAAAUAAUGGCUCGUGCUGCACAACUUACUAGUAAAGAGUGUGACAUAGAUUUUAUUGAUAUUAAUGCCGGUUGUCCUAUUGAACUCCUAUGCAAAAAGGGUGGUGGAUGUGAACUUUUAAGGCAACCAGAGAAACUUGGUCGAAUUAUGUCAUCCAUGGUUCAAGUUGUAGACAAACCAGUUUUUGCAAAGAUUCGACUAGGUAUUUCACAAGAUCAUCUGAAUGCUUUGAAGACCAUUCAAAUAUUAAAUGAUGCUGGUGCUUCAGCCGUCACAAUCCAUGGCAGAACAAAACUGCAACGAUACUCCAAGAAGGCCGACUGGGAGUAUCUUUACGAAUGUGCUCAACUGGGUAAAGAAAUGUCUCUACCAAUUAUUGGAAAUGGUGAUAUAUACACAUAUGAAGAUAUUGUGCAUUUGAAUCCUUACUCAACAAGAGCCGAAAAUAGUAGUCCUUUCGCACCAUUUUCUGCAGUAAUGAUAGGAAGAGGAGCACUAAUAAAGCCUUGGAUAUUCACAGAAUUGAAGGAACAACGUCAUUGGGACAUAAGUGCAAGCGAAAGAUUAGAAAUUAUACAGACUUUUGCCAAAUAUGGCCUUGAUCACUGGGGCGCUGACAAGAAAGGUGUAGAAAGAACUCGAAAGUUUCUACUGGAAUGGCUCUCGUUCCUUCACCGGUACGCUGCUUUUCUAGUUGAACAUAAUUUCUGACUUUCCCUUUAAGAUACAUUCCUGUUGGACUUUUGGAAAGAUUACCUCCCAAAUUGACCUGGCGUAAUCCUGCGUUUG
Galdieria sulphuraria is the source of this 1618-nucleotide messenger RNA. Its product is annotated as tRNA-dihydrouridine synthase 3. The transcript is spliced from 3 exons. The coding region runs from base 14 to 1540 and encodes 508 amino acids. The record is from RefSeq and is a predicted model, not a curated record. Gene Ontology annotation, molecular function: flavin adenine dinucleotide binding; RNA binding; tRNA dihydrouridine synthase activity. Gene Ontology annotation, biological process: tRNA processing. Lineage: Eukaryota; Rhodophyta; Bangiophyceae; Galdieriales; Galdieriaceae.